Messenger RNA from Verticillium dahliae VdLs.17, 2540 nucleotides. Its product is annotated as phosphate-repressible phosphate permease. Gene Ontology annotation, cellular component: membrane. Lineage: Eukaryota; Fungi; Ascomycota; Sordariomycetes; Glomerellales; Plectosphaerellaceae. Gene Ontology annotation, biological process: phosphate ion transmembrane transport. Bases 780 to 2540 code for a protein of 586 amino acids. The record is from RefSeq and is a predicted model, not a curated record. The transcript is spliced from 4 exons.
GAGGACGAAGAGCGUCUGACGGCUUUGCGUUCGGAUCGAGAAUCAUCACCAACAGGCAGUUUGGUCCUAUAGGUCUUUGUUGUCUCCGAAUUUCGACAUUUUGAAGUAUCCUGCGUUACUCUCGGUACAUCAACCCUGCAGUUGACGUGGGUACGCAUUUUGUCAUCGCAGCAUGGCCCCAAACAUGAUCUUGAAUCUUCAAUAUCUUCCGAAGCCACAGUCCAUCGGAUUCAACCCUCAAACAGCAUGGCGCAUCCUCAUGACACUCGGAAACCCAGAGCAUAGCCCCAUCCACCGCUGGGCGCCUGACCCGAUCCAGGCGUCUCCCCAUCUUGUUCGACCACGUCCACUCAACCCGCCACGCUGGAUAUCAGAGGUCCCGUAAACCAUGCAGGAAUACAUGCAUUAGCAUAUUGGUUCUGCGGGUCACCCCCAUGUUGGGUGUGGCCUCCACGCAACGUGGGUGGCCGGCCAAGUUACUUCACCCACAGUCUUAUAUCCUCCACCCGGCACGCGUCGACCCGUUAUUCCCUCUGCUACAUACACAGAACUUCAUAUCACGGAGUGACGAUUUCUCUGCGACGUUGCUCGCUCGAGUCUCACGCAAAAACAUGGCUCAAGCAAGGAGAAUGCCCUGAGUCGUCAACACCGUAUUACUCGUUUCACACCACCUUAGCCGGCCAUGCCAUAACCACCUGGUCGAUACCCUGACAGGGCAUUCCGCAUCAACAAGACUACUUCGCAAGUCGAGCCCCUGGUAGCUCUCCAUACAGGCUGCCAUGGCCGUCUUAUCACAGUACGAUUAUAUCUUUGCUCUCUGCACCAUCUUUUCCUUUCUCGACGCCUGGAACAUCGGAGCAAACGAUGUCGCCAACUCCUUUGCAACGUCCGUGUCUUCACGGUCGUUGACGAUGAAGCAGGCCAUGAUGAUUGCAUCGGUCAUGGAGUUUAGCGGAUCUGUUGCCGUCGGAUCGAGGGUCACCGACACGAUCCGCACCAGGAUCAUUGACCCCCAUCUGUAUGACGAAUACCCCAGCGUCCUCCUGCUAGCCAUGACAUGCACCAUUGUCGCCUCCUCCGUUUUUCUUACUUUUGCCACGAGGCACGGGUUUCCCGUCUCCACGACGCAUUCUCUCAUUGGAGGCCUUGUAGGUGCCGCAACAGCCUCUGUCGGCAUUGAGAAGAUCAAUUGGUCCAUUCGGGGCGUUUCGCAAGUUUUUGCUGCUUGGGUCAUUGCGCCAGGAAUCUCGGGCACGAUAGGCGCCUGUCUCUUCCUCUUCACCAAGCACAUUAUCCUGACGAGGCAGAAUGCGCCGCGGAAAGCAUUCUACACGAUUCCCAUCUACACCUUCGUCACGAUAGGUGCUAUCACGAUGCUUAUAUCCUGGAAAGGGGUGCAAACGCGUGUCGACCUCACGACGAAGCAAAUCCUCAAGGCAGUCUUCAUCACUGCUGGCGGAGCCACCGCUCUGCAAGCCUUCUUCUUCCUGCCAUUCAUCUGGCGCAAAGUCAUGACGGAAGACUGGCAGCUACGCUGGUGGAUGAUAUGGCGUGGCCCGUGGCUGUUAUACAUGCCGCUGCCUCCGCCGCCCCCGGCUGGCGUGUCCCGCCUCAACAUUAAAGAUUAUUAUCGCGGCCACCUCACUGCCGAAGAGCUGGCCUACAUGCGUGCCUCGGAAUCUCUCCUCAGCUCGGUUCAGAUGAGCAGCAACGCCUCGGAACUCGACAAGGACGACGACUGCUCUCAGCGCCACAUACUCCCUCCGCCCGCCCUUCCCCUGCCGGGCAGCGCUCCCGCGAACCACAACGAGCUCACGCGCGCUCGCACGGCCAACGACGAGCUCAUCCCGCCACGCCCGCCGGGGCCCUGGAACUCGCUCCGCGUCCUCGGCUGGCGCGUCAACCGCGUGCUCCUCCGCGGCCUCGAAAAGGACGUCAUCGCCAUGCAGCAGCGCAAGUCCAUCCUGACGUGGCACAUUGAAGACAUGCACGCGCGCGCCGCGCACUACGACAACCGCGCCGAGUACAUGUACUCGGCGCUCCAGGUCCUCACGGCGUCGGCGGCGAGCUUCAUCCACGGCGCCCACGACGUCAGCAACUCGAUCGGCCCGUUCACGACGGCCUGGUACGUCUGGCGCACCGGCGACGUGCCGGACGCGGUGGGCGUCCCCGUCUGGAUCCUGGCGUUCGGCGGCGCGGCCAUUGUGCUGGGUCUCUUGACCUAUGGCUACCACGUCAUGCGCAACCUCGGCAACAGGCUGACGCUCAUCUCGCCGAGCCGGGGGUUCUGCAUGGAGCUCGCGAGCGCCGUGACCGUGCUGAUUGCCACGCGGUUGAGGCUGCCCAUAUCCACGACGCAAUCCAUCGCCGGCGCAACGGUGGGUGUCGGACUCGCGAAUGGAGACUGGCGAUGCAUCAACCCACGUCUUGUGGCGUGGAUCUACUUUGGGUGGGCGGUCACCGUUCCGGUAACUGCUCUGAUGAGUGGGUGUCUCAUGGCGUUGAUCUUGAAUGCCCCCCGCAUGACGCCGGCGACGUGA